Dacryopinax primogenitus is the source of this 542-nucleotide messenger RNA. RefSeq lists its product as uncharacterized. NCBI's taxonomy places the organism in Eukaryota, Fungi, Basidiomycota, Dacrymycetes, Dacrymycetales, Dacrymycetaceae. Gene Ontology annotation, biological process: mitochondrial respiratory chain complex IV assembly. Gene Ontology annotation, cellular component: mitochondrial inner membrane. The record is from RefSeq and is a predicted model, not a curated record. The transcript is spliced from 3 exons. The coding region runs from base 30 to 422 and encodes 130 amino acids.
GCUCACACGAGUGGACCAGAGCACUCAGCAUGGCGGCGUUCACUUCUCGAAGACGGAGCAAUCACCUACCGUUUACUGGGGCGAUACGCAAACAACCUUUCCUCUUGUUUGGUUUGCCGUUCCUCACCUUGAUCGUCUUUGCAUCCUUCGGUCUCCAGACGCUUACGCAAACGCGUUAUGAUUACCAGAGGAACAAGACGACAAAGGUAACGAAAGAAGAGGAGUUGCAGAUGAGCAAAAAUAGGAAAAAGGUAGAUAUACGGGAGGAAUAUUUCCGACUACAAGCAGGGGAGAGCAAGAUCGAUCUGGACAAUUGGGAACCUGUUCGUAUACAGCGCCCAGAAGGUACACCAGAGUGGGGUGUACCGCCAUCGGCACCACCGAGCGACCCAGCGAACAAGGAUGCAUCAGGCAAGACAUGAAUACUCAGAGUCAACGGUUUACUUCCAUUCCCAAUCUCAUUUUCGACAUUUGUACCAUCACAUAUAUAGUCACCCUUCCGCCAUUACGUUUCCAGUUAAAGGAAAAACGCUGACAAUGUA